Messenger RNA from Erinaceus europaeus (western European hedgehog), 6526 nucleotides. It is a transcript of the gene EPHA7, whose product is annotated as EPH receptor A7. Gene Ontology annotation, molecular function: protein binding; ATP binding; transmembrane-ephrin receptor activity. The transcript is spliced from 17 exons. Gene Ontology annotation, biological process: axon guidance; protein phosphorylation; cell surface receptor protein tyrosine kinase signaling pathway. The coding region runs from base 74 to 3067 and encodes 997 amino acids. Gene Ontology annotation, cellular component: plasma membrane; neuron projection. NCBI's taxonomy places the organism in Eukaryota, Metazoa, Chordata, Mammalia, Eulipotyphla, Erinaceidae. The record is from RefSeq and is a predicted model, not a curated record.
GGGAGCCGCCGCCGCCGCCGCCGCCGCCGCCACCGCCGCGUCCCCGGCGAGCCGAGCCCGGGCGGCCGACACCAUGGGCGCGCACGGCCGGCUGCCCUGGGGGGCGCUCUGCUGCGCCUGGCUGCUGGGCUGUGCGCUCCCCGCCGCGGCGCAGGCUGCCAAGGAAGUGCUGCUGCUGGAUUCUAAAGCACAACAAACAGAACUGGAAUGGAUCUCCUCUCCCCCCAAUGGAUGGGAAGAAAUCAGUGGUCUGGAUGAGAACUACACGCCCAUAAGAACCUACCAGGUGUGUCAGGUCAUGGAGCCCAACCAGAACAACUGGCUGAGGACUAACUGGAUCCCCAAAGGCAACGCACAGAGGAUUUUCGUUGAGCUGAAAUUCACCCUGAGGGAUUGUAACAGUCUUCCUGGAGUACUGGGGACUUGCAAGGAGACCUUUAAUCUGUACUAUUACGAAACAGACUAUGACACUGGCAGGAAUCUAAGAGAGAACCUCUAUGUCAAAAUAGACACCAUUGCUGCUGAUGAGAGUUUCACUCAAGGUGACCUUGGUGAAAGAAAAAUGAAGCUUAACACUGAGGUGAGAGAGAUUGGACCUUUGUCCAAAAAGGGAUUCUAUCUUGCCUUCCAGGAUGUAGGUGCUUGUAUAGCUCUGGUCUCUGUCAAAGUGUACUACAAGAAGUGCUGGUCCAUUAUUGAGAACCUAGCUAUCUUUCCAGAUACAGUGACUGGCUCAGAAUUCUCCUCUUUAGUCGAGGUCCGAGGGACAUGUGUGAGCAGUGCCGAGGAAGAAGCAGAAAACUCACCCAGGAUGCACUGCAGUGCCGAAGGAGAAUGGUUAGUGCCCAUUGGAAAAUGUAUCUGCAGAGCAGGUUACCAGCAAAAGGGGGACACGUGUGAACCCUGUGGUCGCGGGUUCUACAAAUCUUCCUCUCAGGAUCUUCAGUGCUCUCGUUGUCCAUCUCACAGUUUUUCUGAUAAAGAGGGUUCCUCAAGAUGUGAAUGUGAAGAUGGGUACUACAGGGCUCCCUCUGACCCACCAUAUGUUGCCUGCACAAGACCUCCAUCCGCACCUCAGAACCUCAUUUUCAACAUCAACCAGACCACAGUAAGUUUGGAGUGGAGUCCUCCUGCGGACAAUGGAGGAAGAAACGACGUGACCUACCGGGUACUGUGUAAACGAUGUAGCUGGGAGCAAGGGGAGUGUGUCCCCUGUGGGAGUAACAUUGGGUACAUGCCUCAGCAGUCGGGGCUGGAAGAUAACUAUGUCACCGUUAUGGACCUGCUGGCCCACGCAAAUUACACCUUUGAAGUGGAAGCCGUGAACGGCGUUUCUGACUUAAGUCGUGCGCAGAGGCUCUUUGCUGCUGUCAGCGUCACCACUGGUCAAGCAGCCCCCUCGCAAGUGAGCGGAGUCAUGAAGGAGCGGGUACUGCAGCGGAGUGUGGAGCUUUCUUGGCAGGAACCAGAGCAUCCCAAUGGAGUCAUCACCGAGUAUGAAAUCAAGUAUUACGAGAAAGAUCAAAGGGAACGCUCCUACUCCACAGUAAAAACCAAGUCUACUUCUGCCUCCAUUAAUAACCUGAAGCCAGGGACAGUGUAUGUUUUCCAGAUCAGGGCGUUUACUGCUGCUGGCUAUGGAAACUACAGCCCCAGACUUGAUGUUGCUACCCUAGAGGAAGCUACAGGUAAAAUGUUUGAAGCCACGGCUGUCUCUAGUGAACAGAACCCUGUGAUCAUAAUCGCUGUGGUGGCAGUGGUAGGGACGAUCAUUUUGGUGUUCAUGGUCUUCGGCUUCAUCAUCGGAAGAAGGCACUGUGGUUACAGCAAAGCUGACCAAGAAGGGGACGAGGAGCUCUACUUUCAUUUUAAAUUUCCAGGCACCAAAACCUACAUUGACCCUGAAACUUAUGAGGACCCAAAUAGAGCUGUCCAUCAAUUCGCCAAGGAGCUAGAUGCCUCCUGUAUUAAAAUUGAGCGUGUGAUCGGUGCAGGGGAGUUUGGGGAAGUCUGCAGCGGACGCUUGAAGCUCCCGGGGAAGAGAGACGUCGCCGUGGCCAUCAAGACUCUGAAAGUUGGCUACACAGAAAAGCAGAGGAGAGACUUCUUGUGUGAAGCCAGCAUCAUGGGGCAGUUUGACCACCCGAAUGUUGUCCACUUGGAAGGAGUAGUCACAAGAGGGAAACCUAUCAUGAUUGUGAUUGAAUUCAUGGAGAAUGGAGCCGUGGACACGUUCCUCAGGAAACACGAUGGACAAUUCACAGUCAUCCAGCUAGUCGGAAUGCUGAGAGGAAUUGCUGCCGGGAUGAGAUAUUUGGCGGAUAUGGGAUAUGUUCAUAGGGACCUUGCAGCUCGCAAUAUUCUUGUCAACAGCAAUCUCGUUUGUAAAGUGUCAGAUUUCGGCCUCUCCAGGGUUAUAGAAGACGACCCUGAAGCCGUGUACACAACCACGGGUGGAAAGAUCCCAGUCAGAUGGACAGCACCUGAAGCCAUCCAGUACCGGAAGUUUACGUCAGCCAGCGAUGUCUGGAGUUACGGAAUAGUGAUGUGGGAAGUUAUGUCAUAUGGAGAACGGCCUUACUGGGACAUGUCGAAUCAAGAUGUUAUUAAAGCUAUAGAAGAAGGCUAUCGGCUACCUGCACCCAUGGACUGCCCUGCUGGUCUCCACCAGCUGAUGCUGGAUUGCUGGCAGAAGGACCGUGCUGAAAGGCCAAAGUUUGAACAGAUAGUUGGAAUUCUAGACAAAAUGAUACGAAACCCAAAUAGUCUGAAGACCCCCCUGGGCACGUGUAGUAGACCAAUAAGCCCACUUUUGGAUCAAAACACUCCAGACUUCACUACCUUUUGUUCCGUUGGAGAAUGGCUACAAGCUAUUAAGAUGGAAAGAUACAAAGAUAACUUCACAGCAGCAGGUUACAACUCCCUUGAGUCAGUGGCCCGGAUGACUAUUGAGGACAUGAUGAGUCUAGGGAUCACACUGGUUGGCCAUCAGAAGAAGAUCAUAAGCAGCAUUCAGACUAUGAGAGCACAAAUGCUUCAUCUGCAUGGAACUGGAAUCCAGGUGUGAUGCGUAUGCCUCCCUCGCAGGGGACUGCAAACUGCAGGAGAAUAGUGCUGGCCUUCAGUGUGUGCACAGAACGACAGAAAGCUGCUACAAGACAGUUGAUGGCCCUUCCGACAGUGAAGACGAGUUUUAAGAAGCACCUCUAGACUUGAACUCCUAAGUGCCACCAGAAUAUAUUAUUUAAAAAAAAAAAAAAGGGAAUUUAGGAUCCACCACUGGUGGCCAGGAACACAGCAGCCGUGAUAAUAAACAAAGAACUACCUGAAAAAAAACAUCCCAAACACCUUGAGCUCUCUAACCUCCUUUUUAUCUUAUAGACUUUUUAAAAUGUACAUAAAGAAUUUAAGAAAGAAUAUAUUUGUCAAAUAAAAUCAUGAUCUUAUUGUUAAAAUCAAUGAACUAUUUUCCUUAAAUAUGUGGUUUCAGACUAUUCUUUUUUCAAAGUCAUUUUUUUGUUUAUUCUUCAUAAGGACUUUGUUUAAGAAAAUUGUUUAUAGCUUUGGACCUUUUUAGUGUUAAUCUACCACACAUGACUACACUGGGUACCUUUAAAAGAAUCUCAAAAAGCAAAAAAAAAAAAAAUAAAAAAUACAUAGCAUGGUUGAAGAUAUAUUGUCAGAACAUUGGUAUCCUUUUUGUGCCAUUUUAUUUAAUCAGUGCUGCUUUGAUAUUGUUUGCUGAUUGGCAGAUAGUCAAGAAAAUGCAGGUUGCCAAGAGCGCUGAUAUUUUUUAAAGAGACUUUUUUUUUUUAAUCAGACAUACUAUCUUUUCAAUGAAAAAAAAAAGCAAUAAUGAUCCAUAAAUAUUAUAAGGCACUUUUAACAGAUUGUUUAUAGGGUGAUUUUACUAGGCAGAAUUUAAUACAAACUGAAAUGGUAGGUUUAUGACUAUUAACAGAAAACGAGGCACUUCACCUGAGGAAUGGUGGUGAAGGCCUGUCUCUGAAAGCAAGAACUGUCCAGUGUUAGCUGAAAUUUAAUCUGAGCACACUUAAGACUUUUUCAAUGUCUGACAUUGGGGACUUUAGGAGAAAUAGUUGACAUAUAUUUUAUAUCCUGUUCAGUUUAAUGCAGCCCAAAUAUAAGAGGAAACAAUGAAGUCUUCUGAAAGGAUUCUGGAGCAUGAUCAAAGGGCCGGUUUGUAAUUUUCACCUUUCAGAAACCAAUUUGCUGCAGAGAAAACCUCUGCAGUGGUUUUUCAAGAAAGUUCUGUUUGUGGACACUUAUAUGAGAAACGUACUCACGCUUUUGGCCACUUGAGGAAGCGCUGAAGGAGCUGGCUUUUGUUUUAAGCAUUAUUUAUUCAAACCACAUGCUUUGAUUCCUGUGUUAGAAUUUCAUAAGCAAUAAUUAAAUGUGUCUUUAUAGAUAUUUCAGGAAUGUAUACUUAUGAUUGUGAGUAAUUCUUUCAAAAGUUAUGAAAAUCAUGAACUACCCCAGAAUGGAACUGUUGUACUUCCAAAGAGAAUUGGGCUGUUGAUAAUGAUUUUCCUAGAGAAAGAUCCCAGGGAUCUAUCAUAAUUGGUCUUGUUUGCUAAUGUGGGCAUCCACAAGCAAACAACAGAAACAAACUCUGUAAAUGCUCCUUUGUAAAGCUUGUAAAUUUUAUUUAUACUGUCUUGUUUUGUACACACAUCUCUCUGUCGUGGGCUCUGAAUACCUUGAAAAUGCACUCUAUUUUUCUAUUUUACUUGUGAAGCAUCACAAAGAACAGGUAUUCUCAGUGCUGCAUAAAGUGUUUUCCCAAAUUUAGGACCAAAGAUGGCUAGAGGAAAACUCAAAUGGAUUGCUUCCUAAGCCCCUCCCCACCCACACCCCCUUUUUCUUCUUUUUAAACCACUGUACAGUGUUAUCUGAUAUUUUAAUUUAUUUUUUUUCCAAUUGACUAGAAAAAAAUCAUUUUAAUUUCACUAAGGUGUUUUUGUCCCUGAGAAAAAUAAUCUGUAAAGUAAUUUUAAUCAGCGUAAUACAGUCAUCUAGACACUUCCAUUUGUAAUCUUUGUAAUAGACUGUAAAUAUAUUUUUGGAACUAUGACACAAUGUGCUUGAGGGUUAUUUUGCAGUGUCUGCGAUGUCUAUCUACACUGUUUUUACUAAGUGUAGCACUUUACAAUUCUAAUCAGUAGCAUUGGCCUUUGUGAGAAUGAGUGAAAGAGACUGAGUGAGUGUCCUUAAUUCCGUUUGGAUUCUAGACUCACUACUAAUGAAGUUGUUUUCUUGUUCAUAGCUUAAGGUGCUUAUUUUUUCUAUUAAAAUUAAAUUAACAAAAAAAAAAAGCCAUUCUAGAAGUAGAAGACAUAGUCUGGUACAUGGAAAUGGUGUCUUUCCUGCUUUUUUCUAGCUCUAGAUUUAUAGUCGAGUCUUCUUUCUUGAGUAGAAGGGCAGAAUAAAAGUUUUUUUUGGAUUUUUUUUCAAAAAUAACUUUUUCUUCAGCAAUAUACCUCAUCUGCCUUAAAUUUUUUACAGCUCUUUACAGGGAAAGGGGAGAAGGGAUGGGAAAGACACAGCACAAUGGGAAGUGUGUGAUGACAUCACUCUCUUGUUUGUAGGUAUCUUUUCCCCGUUAACAUUUUGAUUUUGAGAUACAUGUGUAUGUGAGACAGAUAUGCAGAGAAAAAAGAAAGUGAAUUAACGUUGUCGUGCUGAUUGUAAUAUUCUCUUCCAGAAAGAGAAAAAGUGGUAUAAUGAUAAGAAUGUACAACUUGCACCUUGAAAUCAUUUUUUUUUUUAUAAAUUAGUGCUCAGGGGAGGAAAGGUAGAGAAAGCAAAAGUCAGAAAUAGAAUUCAGACACUAGAAAAAUGCACAGUGAAAUGGCCUCCUUGCUUCAAUAGACCCACUUCUUUUAAACACUAUCUUCACACCUGACUUGGGUUUUGCAUUCAGUACUAAAAUAAAGGCGAUUUUACCGCAUCUGAAUCUAACAUUUUUUCUCAGAAGUUGACGUGGGCCUAGUUCACCAAAACUGGUGGUUUAUGCUGGUCAGAGCACUAUUAGUUGAACCAUAUUGUAUACUUUUGUAACUACAUUCACUAGUACUACUUAGGACGCUAUUUUAAUUGCUCCUCCUAUCCGUGUUUUUAAGACAAUGAAAACAGAGUGAUUCACCUCUCUUUUUGAUUUAGGUAAUGCUGAUAACUCCCUUUUGUUUCCUGGGUGGCCUUGAAGUGCGCUGCUCACAGAUGUGCAUGUUCCAAUAAAUGACUGAUGUGUAUUUUUAUUUUAUUUUAUUUUUGCUAUAUGUGGAGAAAUCAUGGGGAACUCGGGGCGAAAUGUGCUUUUUGUUGGUUGAAUUUGUCCCUCCUUGCCUAAGAUUUACUACAGGGGUCAUCCUUUUAUAAGGACAAACUGCUUUUGAACAGUGUCUUCAAUGUAUCAAGCACAAAUAACUCUUCAACACAGAUCAUAAGACUCUUUUUACCAGCUUAAAAUAAUAAACAAGUCUAUUAGACAAUGUAAAGAAAA